Meloidogyne enterolobii is the source of this 2419-nucleotide messenger RNA. The record is from the annotation of a GenBank genome assembly. Lineage: Eukaryota; Metazoa; Nematoda; Chromadorea; Rhabditida; Meloidogynidae.
UUAUUACAUUUUCUUAAAUUUUAGAUAUAAAAUGACUUCUAUAAUAAAAUUGGAGGCUCUUUCCGGUGUUCAAGACGAUGGUCCUUUAUGCUAUCUUCUUCAGGUGGAUCAAGUUUAUAUUUUGUUGGAUUGCGGCUGGGAUGAACAUUUUGAUUUAGCCUACAUUGAGUCAAUAAAAAUGCGUAUACCUCAAAUAAAUGCUCUACUGAUCAGUUACGGUGAUGUGCCACAUAUUGGAGCAUUUCCUUAUUUGGUCAAAUGUGGUCUCAAUUGCCCCAUUUAUGCUACUGUCCCAGUCUAUAAAAUGGGUCAACUCUUUCUCUAUGACUGGUUAAAUGGUCAUUCCAAUGUCAAACCUUUCAAUUUAUUUUCUUUCGAUGAUAUUGACCAUGCUUUUGAAAAAGUUCAACAAGUCAAAUACAGCCAAACUAUUUUAUUAAAAGGCGAUAAUGGUUUACAAAUUACACCUUUCCCAGCUGGCCAUCAUAUUGGAGGAGCUAUUUGGAGAAUAACUAAAAUGGGUGAAGAAGAGAUUGUUUAUGCUGUUGAUUUCAAUCAUAAAAAGGAGCGACAUUUGAAUGGAUGCACUUUUGAUGGUAUUGGAAGGCCUAAUUUGUUAAUUACGGAUGCCUUUAAUGCUUUAUACAAUCAACCUAAGCAGAAGCAACGCGAUGAAAAUUUGGUUUCAAAAUUGCUUUCUACUGUUCGGGAUGGGGGAGACGUUAUGAUAGUUAUAGACACAGCUGGACGUGUUUUAGAAAUUGCACAUUUACUUGAUCAACUAUGGCAAAACAAAGAAGCAGGCUUGAUGACAUAUAAUUUGGUUAUGUUAAGUGCUGUAGCGUCUUCAGUUAUUGAAUCAGCAAAAUCACAAGUAGAAUGGAUGUCUGAUAAAAUUUUGAGAAUGUUUGAAAUGGGAAGGCAAAAUCCUUUUCAAUUGAAGCAUGUUCGUUUUUGUCAUACACUAAUGGAUUUAAAUCGUGUUAGAUCUCCAAAGGUUGUUUUAGUCAGUGGAUUGGAUAUGGAAAGCGGGUUUUCCCGAGAACUUUUUCUUGAAUGGAGCACUGAUACAAAAAAUAUGGUUAUUGUUACAGGAAGAGCUGGCGAUAGAACUUUGUGUUCAAAAUUAAUAAGAAUAGCUGAAUCUCGUGAAAAGAAGCGUGCAACAAAUAAUACAGUUACUUUAGAAGUGAAAAGACGUGUGCGUUUGGAAGGUGCUGAAUUGGAGCAAUACAUGGCUAAAAAGAGGGAAAGGGAGCAAGAGGAUGCCAAACAGAGGUUAGAAACUCUUCGGCGAAAUGCACGUUUAGAAAACGUCGAAUCUUCAGAAGAAUCGGAGGAUGAGGAGACUUUAGCAGCGUCUGUAUUAGCUCUUACUCAAGGUGGAAAAAAGCCUGCUCCAAACAAUGCUAAUCUCAAACAGAUAGAAGAGCAACGUCGAAAUUCGAUAGUAGCGCAAAAACAACCAAAAGGAAUUUCUGGAACAAAUAGUUUAGUGAAUACAUCCAACAAUUAUGAUAUUAUGUGGAGGUUUGAAAUGAAUCAGCGUGUUUCUUUUUUCAAACAGUGGGAUGAUUAUGGCGAAGUUAUUCGUCCUGAAGAAUACAUGACUGCUGAAACUACAACUACCACAAAUACUUCUACUAGCCCUACAAUAAAUCCAAAAAUUGAAAAAGAAGAUGAUGAUAUUGCUGAUGCAAAAAUGGAACGUCAAAGAAUACAACAAAUAAUUGAAGAAUGGCCUAAAAAAUGUGUUUCUUUUAUUACUAAAAUUGAGAUUUUGUGCAAAGUUGAAUUUAUUGAUUUUGAAGGACGUUCUGAUGGAGAAUCAAUAAAAAAGAUUUUGAGUCAAAUAAAGCCUAAACAAUUGGUUAUUGUUCAUGGAUCUGCUCCAGCUACUCGCCAUUUAGCCGAAUAUUGUCGUCAAAAUAAUGUGGUACAAGGCAAAAUAUUUACCCCAAUGAUGGGUGAUGUGGUUGAUGCUACUAUUGAAUCUCACAUCUUUCAAGUAACUUUAAGUGAUCAGUUGAUGUCUUCGCUGCUUUUUCAAACGGUUAAAGAUGCAGAAUUAAGUUGGUUAGAUGCUAGGAUAAUACGAAAAUCUGCUUUGGUCCCUGCUGCAUUAGAAAAAUUGGAUGAAGAUGUAGAAGCAAUAAAUGUUAUAGAGGAAGAGGAAAAAGAAGUUGAAAAUGUAAAUGAGGAAGAAAGAAUGGAAGUUGAAAUUAGAAAAGAAGGAGAAAACGAAGAACCUAUGGAACAAGACAAUGAAAAAAUUGAUGAAGAGAAUUCGGAAAAAAGGGAAGAGAAAAUUGGUCAACAUGGAGAGGGUGUUGAACAACAAGAUGGUGUUGAAGCCUAUAAAUCUUCUCCAAUAAAAAAAUGCUUUCAUCAAAAUUUGGUUCAUUCACUUUUGAUUUGA